AUGGCGCUUACCAAUGGGAUAUACAUCGUGCAGGGCGAAAUCGCUCUGCUUGUGACAGCGAUGAGACGGACGUCACGCUACAGUGCUCAUUCAAGACACGGUAGACAUCAGGAAGAUGAAGGAGACAUACUACAGAGUUCUUUUUUCCAGUUGAAAGACAUACUUAAACAGCAUAACAGUGAGAUAGAACCCAAUGCAUUUUUGAGUCCUUUCUUGGAAGUGAUUCGUUCUGAAGACACCACAGGUCCCAUAACUGGCUUAGCUUUGACAUCAGUCAACAAGUUUUUGUCUUAUGGGCUUGUAGAUCCAUCUGGUGACAUGGCUGCUGCAGCAAUUGAGAAUAUAGCAGAUGCUGUGACACAUGCUAGAUUUGUGGGCACAGAUCCUUCUUCUGACGAAGUUAUUCUUAUGAAAAUACUUUACGUUUUACGUACUCUGCUGCUCUGCCCACCUGGAGUUCUUCUCACAAAUGAGUCUGUGUGUGAGAUCAUGCAGUCCUGUUUCAGAAUUUGCUUUGAGAUGAAACUGAGUGAGUUGUUAAGAAAGUCAGCAGAGAAUACCUUGAGAGACAUGGUUCAUCUUCUGUUCACAAGAUUACCAAUGUUCAAGGAAGAUCCAAAGUGGAUCACAAAUAUAAAUAAAAAGCUGAAAAUGCGAACUGGUGGUGUGGAUCCUGCCCGCAUGGGGAAACGAAGGAAAUCUCCAAAAACGAAGAGCAAGAGAUCCCAUGGGCCAUCACAAGCGUCAACCGAUUCACCUCAGUCACAGCCAACCAUUGCUGAGACCGCAGAAACUGUAGAAUUGGGUCCCGCAGAAGAUGAUAAACCACCAACUAUGGAAAGCUCAGUGUUUGAGCACAUUGUCUCAGAGUGUCUGGCCACAACACCGGGCUGUGGGAAAGAUAACAAUGUUAUAGAUAUAGCCAAGACUUUUGAGGUGGCCUCGGAUGCAGAAUCAUCAAAAGAAGAACCAGUGUCAAUUGUAGUCAAUGAGGAGGCAGCUGCAGAAGCUUUGAAAAGCAAUGAUCAAAAAGACAGCAUUGAGAAUGUAGAUGCUCAGGAAGUUCUGACGACAUCAAGCACAUCCCUAGGGGUAGACCCAGCUUUGAUGAGAAAAGCACACAGUGAAACAGAUCUGUAUGCCAGUGAGCAGGAGAUAUGCGAUGACAACGAGUCGGUGCACUCCACUGAUACCACCUCCACCCAGGAGAGUGAGUUCAUCAAUCCAAAAGGGGUUCGCUUCUUACAGCAGCAGCCGCAUGCUUAUGAAGUAGGCCCUGUCCAACUGAUCCCUUAUGGACUGCCCUGUGUGCGGGAGCUGUUCCGGUUUCUGGUGUCACUGACCAAUCCUCUUGACCGACACAACACAGAUGUGAUGAUCCAUAUGGGACUGAGUUUGUUGAUUGUUGCCCUGGAGACAGCAGCAGAUCAGAUCAGUUGCUACAGUUCUCUUCUCUACCUGGUGAAGGAUGAGCUCAGCCGUAAUCUGUCUGUGUUAUUACAGUCUGAACGUCUGUCCUUAUUUGCUGCUUCACUUAGACUGAGCUUCCUCUUGUUUGAAUCUAUGAGGUCACAUCUCAAAUUUCAGUUAGAGAGCUAUCUGCUGCGGCUGUGUGACCUGAUAGUCUCCGACAGCAUGAAGAUCACCUAUGAUCACAGAGAAAUCACUCUUGACCUCAUUGUACAGUUGUGGAGGAUCCCUGGUUUGGUGACAGAGUUGUAUUUGAACUAUGACUGUGACCUGUAUUGCUCCAAUCUCUUUGAUGACAUGACCAAACUUCUCUCUAAGAAUGCAUUUCCAGUUUCUGGGCUGUACACAAUUCACCUGUUGUCACUCGAUGCCCUGAUAACCGUGAUUGAUGGUAUUGAGCAGCACUGCCAGAGCAAAAAUCUGGCCAAAACUAUUGCUGUAUCUGCAGAUAAUGCCAGCAGUGCAAAAACUGUGGAUGGCCAGUCAGAUUCCCUCAAGGCAAUCAAAGGCAAGGAAGCAAGGAAAGGGCCUGUCAUUAAACCCAAUCGCAUGGUCAAAUUCUCUAACAAGAUACCCACGCGGGAAGAGCUGGCAGAGCUGAAACAGAAGAAAAAGAUAUAUCAGAUCGGAACAGAGCAGUUUAAUGUGAAGCCUUCCAAGGGACUUCAAUAUCUACAGGAACAAGGCUUGCUUUCAAAACCAUUAAACCCAGCUGAGGUGGUCACGUUUCUGAAGGAGAAUCACAGGCUGGACAAAAAAAUGAUUGGGGAAUACAUCAGUAGCAAGAACAAUAGGGAGGUGCUGGAAGCAUAUGUCCAGUCUUUCAAUUUCGAAGACACCCGGAUUGAUGAAGCUCUCCGCAUAUACCUGGAGUCAUUCCGUAUGCCAGGCGAAGCACCAGUUAUUUCCUGGUUGAUGGAGCACUUUGCAGAACACUGGCAUAAAAGCAACGGAGAACCAUUCCACAAUGUCGAUGCAGCUUUCACCUUGACCUAUGCAGUGAUAAUGCUAAAUGUGGACCAGCACAAUCACAAUGCCAAGAAACAGAACAUCCCAAUGACUGUUGAGGAUUUCAAGCGAAAUGUGUCCAGAGUCAAUGGUGGUUUAGACUUUGAUCAAGAUAUGCUGCAAGAUAUUUUUCAAGCAAUAAAGAGCGAAGAGAUUGUGAUGCCUGCGGAGCACAGUGGUCUAGUCAAGGAUAAUUAUCUUUGGAAGGUUCUGUUGCACAGAGGAGGUUCCAAAGAAGGAGUGUUCCUGCAUGCCCCCACAGAUGCAUUUGAUCACGAAAUCUUCACCCUCGUCUGGGGUCCAACUGUCGCAGCGCUGUCAUUUGUGUUUGAUAAAAGCUCCGAUGAAACUGUUAUUCAGAAGGCUGUUUCAGGAUUCAGGAAGUGUGCCAUGAUCUCCGCAUAUUAUGGCAUGAGUGAUGUCUUUGACAACCUGGUGAUCUCCCUGUGUAAAUUUACAACGUUGCUCAGUGCUGUCGAGAAUCCAGAAUACAUACCUGCAUCAUUUGGCAGCAAUCUAAAGGCUCAGCUAGCAGCCAGGACAGUGUUUGGAUUGGCACAUCGUCAUGGUGACAUACUGCGCGAGGGCUGGAAGAACAUCUUGGACUGUAUGUUGCAGUUACAUAGAGCCAAAUUGUUGCCAAAGUCAAUGAUAGAGGUGGAAGACUUUGUCGAUGCAACAGGAAAAAUUUCUAUUUUACGAGAGGAGUCAGCAGCAUUGACAAGGUCAGAGACUGGAGUCUUGAGCAGCUUUGUGUCUUACUUCUCUCUAUCGGAGUCAUCCAGCGUCAAGGGACCCACUCUAGAGGAACUCGAAGCAGGCAAGGUGGCGGCAGCUUGUGUUCGAGACUGCCAGCUGGAUCAGCUAAUCCUGGACAGCAAGUUCCUUAGAGAGGAUUCUUUGCAAGAACUUAUUAAGACAUUGGUGUCAAUCAGACAAGGAACAGAGGAUCAAAGCUCUCUAAAUGGGCACUAUGAUGAGGAUGCUUGUGUCUUUUUCCUGGAGUUGCUAGUUCGAGUGGUUCUUCAGAAUAGAGAUCGGAUAGCUCCAGUAUGGCAGGCGGUUCACUACCAUUUGUACAACACUAUAGUGAACAGUUCUAGUCAUUCUUUUCUUCUGGAAAGAUCUGUUGUUGGAUUAAUUCGCAUCGCCAUCCGGCUUCUACGAAGAGAAGAGAAUGCAGUUCAAGUUUUGUCCUCCCUCCGAAUUCUUCUCAUGAUGAAGCCAGCUGUGAUUCAUAGUGUCAGCAGACAGAUCUGUUAUGGACUCCACGACCUUUUGAGAACGAAUGCCGCCAAUAUCCACUCCAGCCAAGACUGGUACACCUUGUUUACCCUGCUGGAAGUAGCUGGGGCCGGUGCCAAUCUACCUCCGGUCUUGCAGGUUCGUCCAGAUAUGGAUGUCACUGAAGUUAUCAACGAUGCAGGUGCUCAGAGCGACAGUGAGAUUCAGGAUGCGAGCACUGUCUCAGAAGUCAGUGACAGAGGCUACACGUCCGACAGUGAGCUCUAUGAGGGGCAGAACCGCCAGAGGCAGCAGGGCCAUCACCAUCAUCCGGUGGGACUUGAACUGAGGCCAGUUCCGGAUAAUGGCAGCUGGAUGAUGGUCAGUAGAGAAUAUCACCCUAGCAGAAUGCCAGUCAACCAGUACAGUAUAGACCUCAAUGAGAAGCUGCUGUUCCCAGACAGCCGGGCUCUGUUGAAGGCUUCUGAAACCCUGACAUUCUUGGUUCGUGAUGCUGCUCAUGUGACCCCACAUAACUUUGAGAGUUGUGUACACUGUAUACGGACAUUUGUGGAGGCAGGAGUCAAUGGAGGACGUUGCCAUUCAGCCACUCCUCGAGGAGGUUCUGUGAGAGAGAAACAGGGAAGAAAGAAGGUGAAGAAAGAGAAGGCUGGGGUGAGAAUGGGGAAGUCAUCAUCCACCCCUGAGCAACUACAUGAUGGACUGCACUCAGAUGAAGAUCUCGAUGGAGAAGCCACACAAAGCAGCUUGCAGAUGCUGUCCAUACAGCUGCUUGAUCUCAUGCAUACACUGCACACAAGAGCUGCAUCCAUCUUUAGUUCCUGGGCCCAGGAGGAAGAAGACGGGGCCGGCAAAAAGUCCACACCAGCAAUAGAAAGUGGCAGUAGUUACAACAGUGUUGGUGGGAUUGUGGCCCUGCCAAAGGUCAACAGUCAAGGGAAGCUGGUUGCGUCUGAAGUAACCUCUUUGUGGGGGAAAUGUUGGUGCCCUCUUUUGCAAGGAAUUGCAAGACUGUGCUGUGAUUCAAGGAGGCAGGUGAGAAGCCAAGCAUUAACUUACCUGCAAAGAGCUCUUCUGGUCCAUGACCUGCAAACUCUGACAGCGAUGGAGUGGGAGUCCUGCUUCAACAAGAUGCUGUUUCCUCUGUUGACCAAGCUGCUUGAGAACAUCAAUCCCAACGACCCAGCAGGAAUGGAAGAGACAAGAAUGAGAGCUUCCACUUUGCUCUGCAAG
Candidula unifasciata is the source of this 4956-nucleotide messenger RNA. Lineage: Eukaryota; Metazoa; Mollusca; Gastropoda; Stylommatophora; Geomitridae. The record is from the annotation of a GenBank genome assembly.